Trichomonas vaginalis G3 is the source of this 1434-nucleotide messenger RNA. RefSeq names its product armadillo (ARM) repeat-containing protein family. The record is from RefSeq and is a predicted model, not a curated record. The transcript has a single exon. The coding region runs from base 1 to 1434 and encodes 477 amino acids. Lineage: Eukaryota; Parabasalia; Trichomonadida; Trichomonadidae.
AUGUCAGUAGAUAGUGCAUUUUUAAAGGCAGAUUCCAAUAAAGAAGAUGAACAGUACUAUGAGAGUAUUAGAGAUGAAUGCAUAAAACUCAUUCAUACAGAUGCUAACUCACAGUAUUCCAAAUCAUUAAAUAUGCUAAUCGAACUCAUCCAUUUCAAUGAACAAGAAACAUUAGAUUUUAUUUUAGAUUAUCAAUUAUUAAAUUUAAUUCUAGAAAGAAUAGAUUUGUCCUAUCCAAGUGAUGUAAUUAAUUCACUUAAUAUAAUUAAAAAUAUGGUCGAAAUUGAAAGAUAUCGAGAUUCAAUUUAUCAAAGUGAUUUAGUUCAAAAUAUAUUACAAUUGAUUCACAAUACAUUAGACAUUGAUAUUUUAGCUGAUAUAUUAGAUAUAAUUGCAAAAUUAAUCAAAAAUUCAGAAGAAUUUUUUAUUCAUUUGAUCGAAUCAGAAUAUAUUAAUGAAUUUUGCUCACAAAUAAUGACAAUUGCCGGAAAAUUAAGCAGUCAGCAUGAUUACAGCAAAUUCUCAAAAUAUUUGUUUAAAUUUUUGUCUAGUUGCUAUUUUUUUGGUGAUAUUAGUAUCCCAGAACCACUAUUCAAUGAUAUUCCAGACUUUAUAUUUUCAUCACUAUUAAACUCCAGUUUUGAAGAAAUCAACUUCAAAUUACAGCCAUUGAUUAUGAUAAUUAAUAAUUUCCAUGAUACAUUCAUCCUAAAUUUUACAGAAGUUGAUAAAUUAUCAGUUCUAAUCGAUAUUUUACUAAAUACUCUAAAUAAUGAAUUUGAUCAUUAUUUAAAUUCUAAAAUAGCCAAAAGAAUAUGUCUUUUAUUAGAUUCAAUGUUCGUAUCUGAAAGUAGUAUCUCAUUACAAUUAACAAAAGAAGAUUUAAUUAAUAUUCACUUUUUUGAAGCAUUGUCACAAACUUUCAAUGCAUUUCCUGAAGUUGCAACAGUUAUUUUGAGUAUUAUUGGUAAAUUGGUUCUGUUAGAAUUAAUUGUUGAUCCAGAAAUACCUUUAGAAUUAAUUUCAAGAGCAAAUACAGAAUUAUCAUUGCAUGAAAAAAAUUCUUAUGCUUUUCUAUUUUAUUCAUGUUCAAGAGUUCUUUACAAUUCAUUUUGCCAAUUUGUUUAUGAAAACUUUGAUAUGAUUGAUGGACUAUUAGAUAUUUUAUAUGGACAAGAUCCGUCGAAUAUUUAUAGCAUUAUGGAAGGACUCGUUAAUAUUAUUGAAUUUGCAAAAGCAUAUAGUUUUGAUAUCAAUUUAAUUAUUGAGAAAUUAACUGAACAUGCCAUCACUAAAGAGUUUAUCCAAGAAACUAUGGACCUAUUUUCGGGUGAUAUAAAUAUAUACGAAUGCUGUAUUCGCUUUUUAAGCGUAUUUGAAACAGAAGAUACAGAAAAUAUAAAUCAUGAAGAGGAUUUAGACGAAUAUGAUUAA